AUGAAGUUGCUUUUAGAUAUAGAGAAUAAUGACAGCAAAUGCAUGAUAGGGAUCUUCAGAACUGGCGGGAUUGGUAAGACAACUCUUGCCAAAGCCAUCUACAACUCGAUUGCUUCUCAUUUUGAAGAUAGUUGUUUUCUUGAAAACAUUAGAGAAACUUCCAACAAAAAGGGCCUGAUCCAUUUGCAAAUUAAACUCAUUUCUAAAAUCCUAGGAGGUUCAAGUCAAAUGGUUGACAAUGUUGAUCAAGGAAUUACUUUGAUACAACAAAGGCUUUGCUUAAUAAGGAUACUUCUAGUUCUUGAUGAUGUGGAUCAUUCAGACCAAUUAGAAAAGAUAGUUGGAAAAGGCAAUUGGUUUGGUUUAAGAAGUAGAAUCAUCAUAACAACAAGAGAUAAGCAUUUACUAACUAAACAUCAAGUUUUAACCUACGAGGUGAAGGAAUUGGGUUACUUAAAAGCUCAUAAGCUCUUUAGUUGGCAUGCCUUUAAUAGAGAUAGACCUGAUGAUGAUUAUGUGAAAGUCACAAACAAUGUAGUGUGUUAUGCUGGAGGAUUGCCACUAGCUUUGCAAGUGCUAGGCUCGAGUCUAAAAGGUAAAGGAGAGAAUGUAGAAUAUGUCACAAAAAUAGUAGAUAGUUGUGGUUUUCACUCAUAUAGUGGCAUCGAAGAGCUAAAAGAUAAAUGUCUCAUAACUGAGUUUUCGGAUAAAUCAUUGGUGAUACAUGAGUUGCUGCAAGAAAUGGGUAGAGAAAUUGUUCAACAUGAAUCGCCGGAAGAACCUAGCAAGCACAGUAGAUUAUGGUUUCAUGAAGAUGUUUGUCAUGUUCUAGAAGAAAAUAUGGAUAACAUAAUAGCAGAGGGUGGACAAGAUGAAGAACAUCCUCAUGAUCAAGUUGCAAUUAUUGUUGGAGUCUACAGUGAUGGUAAUGAAAUCUAUUGUCCUCAUGGAGAUUACCAUAAAACUUGCUAUGGAUCAUUGUGCUACGAUCAAGUAUGGUUGCAUUCCUAUGUUCUUCCAGAAGAUGUUAAGCUAAAGAGAGGAGAUAAUCUUCAAAUUUGCUUAAGUAUUUUCCAGUAUCAUACAGGUUUGAAUUUUAUAUCUGUGAAACAUUCAACGUCAGUGUUCUUUAGAAGUUGCAGAUUCCAUUUGGUACAAAAGCAUGAAGAAAAAGUGAUAGAUUUAAUCCAACCUUCAAAUAGAUGCCGUGAUGAUGAUGAUGAAUGA
This is a messenger RNA of Corylus avellana, 1227 nucleotides long. The record is from RefSeq and is a predicted model, not a curated record. Lineage: Eukaryota; Viridiplantae; Streptophyta; Magnoliopsida; Fagales; Betulaceae.